This is a messenger RNA of Macadamia integrifolia, 1820 nucleotides long. RefSeq lists its product as uncharacterized. The transcript has 2 exons. NCBI's taxonomy places the organism in Eukaryota, Viridiplantae, Streptophyta, Magnoliopsida, Proteales, Proteaceae. The record is from RefSeq and is a predicted model, not a curated record. The coding region runs from base 355 to 1506 and encodes 383 amino acids.
CAUUCUUAGCUCUUUUCUCGCUCUCUCUCUCUGCGUCUAGCGAAGGAUGAGGGAGCCCUAAAAGGCGCUUCUCUCUCUCGACUGAAUCGAAGGUUCUUCAUCUUCAGUCUUCUCAAACGGAUCCUACGAAUUGACAAUCCUGGCACAGAUCUAAUCCAUCAUCACUACUUCGACCUUUUGAACAACCCUGGGCUUGGCUUGGUUUGAAUUGGAAGGUCAGCUGGAUUUUUGUUCCACUCAAGUCUCUGGUUUUCGGGGCUUGGUUUGAAUUGGAAGAUCAGCUGGCCUUUUGUUCCACUCAGGUCAUCCUGCUUUGGAUAUGCAACUAGUUAGACUGACUAGUAUGUUGAUAAAAUGUCCCAGAGGUUCAAAAUCUGCUGCUCCAUUGAAGACCACCAACAUUUUUACUCUUUGGUCGUAUCUGGACCUUCCAUAAUGCCAAAGGAUAGAAGAGGCCGUUCUGUGUCAUCUGAAAGGUCCAGGGUAUCUCCUUUCCCUUGCAGUUCCAGUCGCACUAGAAGUUCUUCAUCCAAAAACCCUUUGGAACCUGUGGAGGAUGGAAGAGAAUUGGAAGAAACAAGGCAUUCAGAAUGCGAAGAGUCUUUAGGUUCUGCAGAAGAUAUAAAAGAAUGGGAAGAAGCUAGGUGUUCUGUCUGUAUGGAACAUCCGCACAAUGCAGUACUUCUUUUAUGUUCCUCCCAUGACAAAGGUUGUCGCCCUUAUAUGUGUGAUACAAGCUACCGACACUCAAAUUGCCUUGACCAGUUCCGCAAAGCAUCUGCAGACGCCCCAUCAACUAUUGAACAGGACUCCAGCCACAACAUGAUAAGCUCAGAUGCAACACCCCUGGAUACACAAACACCCAUGGAUACACAACAUGUAAUGAAUGAGCAGGCCUCGAACAGCUCCACCCUACCUUCUGCAAAGCAUGCACAAUCAGAACUUGUGUGCCCUCUCUGCCGAGGGAAGAUCGAUGGCUGGCUUGUUGUGGAAUCUGCUCGCCGGUUCAUGAAUGCCAAGACAAGAAGUUGUGCUUGUGAGACUUGUGAAUUCUGUGGGACAUACUCUGACCUCAGGAAGCAUGCAAGGCUUGAGCACCCUCUUGUGCGGCCCUCAGAAGUAGAUCCUGAACGGGAGCGUGACUGGAGGAAUUUGGAGAGGCAGAGGGACCUUGGGGAUGUGCUGAGCACAAUCCAGUCAGCAUUUGUUGAGGAGAGGAGUGAGGAUGAGAUGUUCGCCAUGGACAAUGGGGGACUGUUGACUGUCUUCUUUCUUAUUCGGGUUUUUCGGCCUGGAUCCAGUAGCAGUGGCAACUGGUCUGGUGCCUCGAUAGUAAGAGGGCAGCCAAGGAGUCGAAGGAGAAGGGUGCACUGGGGGGAGAGCUUUGACAUUGAUACAGGUUCUGCUUCUGGAGAUGAUGAAAAUAAUCCAAUGGAGCGUAUCUCACGAGCCUGGCGACGCCGUGUGCGGAGUCAAAGGCGCCCUACGCCAGAGAACCAGCCUUGAAAGUGAUCAUAUGUUUGAUCUUUUUGUGUGGUUCUGUGAUUCUUCUUUUGGGUCUCACUUUCAGAAGUGUUAUGAAGAAUCCUUGAGGGCGUAAGAGUUGGUCAUGUGCAGCUUCGAUUUGUUUGGUCUUGUGUGGCUGGUGAAACAGAAGGGCGCGGUGGGGGGGGGGGUUGGUUUUGGCCGAGUGCUGAGCAGUUCUUGAAUGUGAAUGGGUUGGGAUUUAUAUAAAUUUGGAAAUACAAAGACAAAAUGAACAGAUUUAAGGGAUUCAGUUUAAAUUCAAAUGUAAUCUCAAGUCAUGCUUUUGCAUUGUA